AUCAGAUUAAUCGAAGUCCUUCCCGGCAUGGAAGACGAAGCAAUCCAAUGUCGAAUCUACCAAGUUAACCUGGAUGCUGACCCAAAAUACGAAGCGGUUUCGUAUACGUGGGCAGACGAACGUGGUGAUCGCUCCCAAUCGAAAGCUAUCAUCUGCUCGGAGAAAAUCAUGUUUGUGACGCCUAACUGUGAGAGAGCUAUGAGACGCUUCCGGCGUCGCGGGCUGAGACGCACACUUUGGAUCGACUCCGUCUGCAUCGACCAGGAAACGGUUAGGGAAAAGAACCAUCAAGUGUCUAUCAUGAAGGAUAUUUACACAUUGGCAUCUCGGGUCUUGAUCUAUGCAGGCGACUCCUCUCUACGCCUCGAUCAUCUGCUCAAAUAUAUUGACCCCUCGGUGGAAAAGGAUGGAAUGAAUCCUAAUGACAAGCGGAAAGAUGCCGAUGAAUUGUUUUGUAAGCCUUGGUUUCAACGAAUUUGGAUUGUCCAGGAAGUUGUUCUUGCGAAGGUGGCCAUUUUCUACAUUGGUAGCUAUGCCAUAAAUUGGACAGAUCUGUCAAAACGACGACUCUCCCAGCUUGGCCUUCGGCCUCGGAGUGGUAUUUGGCCAGGAGUUUUUCUAUGGACAACACACCGAAAUUUGAAGGUCGAUCUACUCGCUGCACUCCAUGCCACACGCAACUGCUUGGCGAGUGAUUCUAGGGACAAAAUCUUCGCUUUGUUGAGCCUAAUUGACGAUCCCAGUCAUACCGUUCAAGCAAACUACGAACUCUCUGUGGUCGAGGUUUUCACUCAUAUCGCGGUAUACCUGAUCACCUCUCGCAACUCGCUGGCUAUACUUUCUCACUUGCGCUACGACCCGAAUAAUCAGAUGCCUUCAUGGAUUCCGGAUUGGUCU
Molecule: messenger RNA, 897 nt
Organism: Dothidotthia symphoricarpi CBS 119687
Lineage: Eukaryota; Fungi; Ascomycota; Dothideomycetes; Pleosporales; Dothidotthiaceae
Product: HET-domain-containing protein
Exons: 1
Source: RefSeq, a predicted model, not a curated record